GGAAUGAAGGUGCAGGAGCCGGCAGAGGAGAGUAGCUGCACCAGCAAGACGACCGGAAGGAACGGGGGAUCCAACAAGCAGACAGGCAUGUACAAGGAAACAGUGGAGCGCAUCCUCGUGAAAACAGGAAAAAAAAAGGGUGAUGCAAGAUGGGGGUAGGAAUUUUCCUUUAUCCAUAUACUUGGCAUGAAGCUCCGGUCUUAAGCCCAUUUCUUCAAGAAUGGAUCUCAAAUGUCUUCCAGCAGACGGAUCACUAUGACUAACGCUUCAAGAUUUCCUACCACAUGAAUCAUGGAAAUGUGACGCCGAAAUCUUGGCCUUAGAGUUAUGAGCUUUGUAGAUGUCGAGCACCUGCUAAACGAAUGGGAGAUUCAGUGCCUGAUACUCGUAAGCUUUGCCCUCCAAGUAUUCCUCUUCUUCGCCGCAGGCAUCCGGCAGCGCAGCUCCUCGCGCCUCGUCGGCGUGCUCGUAUGGUUGGCCUACUUAUCGGCAGACGCCGUGGCCAUAUUCGUGCUGGGCCACCUGGCCGUCCACGCGGGUGGCCCCAGCCACCAGCUCGUCUUCCUCUGGCCGCCGUUCGUCCUCCUCCACCUGGGCGGGCAGGACACUAUCACGGCCUUCUCCAUGCAAGACAACGAGCUGUGGAGGCGCCACCUGCUGACCUUCGCUCAGCAGGUGGCCUUGGCAGUCUACGACGUCACCAAGUCGCCAUGGCCGGACCGUCGGCUCCUCGCCACCGUGAUGCUCAUGUUCCUCUCCGGCUGCAUCAAAUACGCCGAGCGCACCGUCUGCCUCGCCACGGCCAGAUCGUCGCGCCUCAUGGAUGACUUUCUCGGCGGCUUCAAAGACCGGAUCAACUCCAUCAAGGAAAUGCAGACUAUCGCGAGGGAAGGCGGCCUCGGGUCGUCGCGCUACCUGAGCAGUCGUGCCUUCACCAAGUUCUCGCUGAACCCCGCCAUGGACGUCAUGUCGACGGAUAUCCUGCCCAACUACGACUGGUCCGUCUCCCGCGACAUCUUCGCGGACCUCUACUCCAAGAUCAGUCGGCUUGACCGUUCCGGGCAGGAAGACUACUUCCGCCAGACGUACAGGUUCGCCGAGGAGAGGCUCUUCGUCUGCUACCAGCGCCUCUACACCAAGGCCCUGUUCCGCCUGUCUGCGCUGGGAGCGUUUCUCCAUCUCGUCACGUUCCUCUCGACCUCCGCCGCCACGGUGCUCUUCUAUUUCGCCGUGAGUGGGGGUCAAGCCCGGCAAACCUACGGCUCGGCCGACGUCGUCGUGACCUACGUGCUGCUCUCAGGCGCCGUCACCCUGGAGAUGUCGUCUUUCAUCUUGUCCAUGUUUACCCGCCAAGAUCUCUGGAGCCACCCAGUGCUCUGUUCCUGCAUCCAGCAUCGCCGCAUCAUCAAGUUCGUGUUCUUCCUGACCUGCGGGAAUUGUGCUGCCAUGCUGAGGAGGUGGAGGCCGCCGCGGCAUUGGUCGGUGAAGCUGGCGCAGUACAGCAUAAUAGGGCGAUCGGCCCAGGAGGCCUCCAGCGGGUCGCUGGUGCCCCGAUGCAUCGCUAAGCGGGUCACGGCGGCAACGAAGCCCGUUCCCGUCACCGAUGGCCUCAAGCUGUUCAUCAUUGAGAAACUGCUCGAUGCCGACGCCAUGCUAACGGACACAGACUUCACCGGCUCCCGUGGCGAGCUGGCGCUGACGAAGUGGAUGGGGAGCCUGGAGGUUCGUGCUGGGGUGACUGAGAUCCUGCGCGAGAGCCUCAAGGACGUGGAUUUCCCGACCAGCGUGCUCCUCUGGCAUAUCGCCACCGACAUAUGCUUCUUCAAAGCCGCUGCCGCAACUGCUGCACAUGUUAAUCCAGCUGAUAAGGAGAAGAAGAUCAUUAGCAGGCAGCUUUCAAAUUACAUCAUGUAUCUUGUCUUCAAGUGCGGCGUGAUGCGCACCAGUGCCUCCCAAUUCCUACUUCUCAAAGCCCACGACGAAGUCCUCCAUCAUAUCAACGCUGGAAAAGAACAACGGCAACAGCACGGCGAUCGUGAACCGGAGGAGGGGAAGAGAGGCCAUCAGCAGGAGGAGGAGGCCAUGGAGUGCUUGUUGAGAUCGGGCCUGUUGGAACGCAGCUCGCAAGAUCUCGCUGCAGCCAACGCGGCGCCGUUCAACUCCAGCAGCAUCGAGAUUCUCAGCGACGUGGUUCUGCCGCGCGCGUUCAAGGUGGCCGCGGCGCUGGAUAGUAUCCGGGGCCGGCAAGGAGAUCACGCGGCCAGCCCUUGGGACCUGAUCGCCGCCGUGUGGUUGGAGAUGCUCUACUACGUCGGUCCACGGUGUGGCGCGGCGUUCCAUCGUCAGCAUCUCACUACCGGCGGGGAGCUCGUCACGCACGUCCUCGUCCUCAUGUAUAUCGUAGGGCCCCUUGGCUACCAUCCCGACAUGCUUAAGAAAACUUCCGAGCGUGGUUUGUACAUACCCUACUAAUACCCCCGCGCGCUACAGCAGAACGCGCUGCUGGAGUUCGUGAGGGUGGUGGAGGCCAAGGAGCAGGUGGUGGCCGGCACGCUGCACCACCUCACGCUCGAGGCCAUCGAAGCGGGCAGCAAGAAGGUCUACGAGGCCAAGGUCUGGG
Messenger RNA from Phragmites australis (common reed), 2620 nucleotides. RefSeq lists its product as uncharacterized. The transcript is spliced from 5 exons. Bases 328 to 2472 code for a protein of 714 amino acids. NCBI's taxonomy places the organism in Eukaryota, Viridiplantae, Streptophyta, Magnoliopsida, Poales, Poaceae. The record is from RefSeq and is a predicted model, not a curated record.